AGAAACUCCAAAAACUAUGGCUGUGCGUGCAACAUAUUUUGUCUGUGUGCUCACGUAAACCUAUUUUAGUCGUAUGUUGUCAUAUGUUGGCAUUAGUCCAUACGUGAGCCGUGUAAAAUGUCUAGCAGAGCUUUGCGGAGGCUGAAAGGCAAACAGCGGGGUCAGGAGGCGGUUGUCGUGGAGGAGCUAACUUUGCCACAUAACCCUGAUGAGCUGGCUGAAAGCGAGGAAGAGCAGUUGGACACGGCCAGUGUCAGCCCACCGUCACAUCGAAAGUCAAAGAAAAACAAGGAUCGUAAAGACAUCUGUGCCAUUUUAGAAAUGAUAAGUGAUGCAGAAAAAGUCUCUGCCGAUGAAGACCUAGAGAAACUCGAUAUAAACAAAACAAGUGACACAGGAAACAUUGACAGCAAAUCAAACAGCAUUCAAGGGCCAAAUGAGCCUUUGUCUAGUGUUAACAAAAAGAAGAAGAAAAAGAAGACAAAAGUUAAAUCUGAAAAUGUACAGAAAGCACGAGCACUAGAUGACAACAUUGAUUUAUUGCUAGAAAACAUGGAGCAGUCCAAUGGUUUGACUUUGCAAAAUGACUGUGGAGGCUGUGACAGAAGACUUGUUCUACAUGUGGAGCAUAGGAAUCUGAACCCAGAGACGGAGCUGAAGAAAUAUUUUGGGAGUCGAGCAGUUUUGGGGGAUCAAAGACCGCGACAACGCAAUAGACAGUUUCAUCGGAACACGUGGAUGACCAGCCCCAAGGAAAGUUGGCCUCGAUUCAGCCGCCCAGGAAUCUCAAUGACCUUACUUGAGUCAAAAGAUGGCAUUCAGUACUUCACUUUUGAGCAUAGUCGCGACUAUCAACAAGUACAGUUCAAGUUCCUGGAUGCUGUCGAGUCCAUGGACCCAAACACCAUUGUGGCUCUGCUGCAGCUGAACCCCUACCACAUUGACUCUUUGCUACAACUCUCUGACGUCUGCCGUAUACAAGAUGAUCAGGAGAUGGCCAGGGACCUUAUCGAGAGGGCCUUGUACAGUUUUGAGUGUGCGUUUCACCCCGUAUGGAGUCUGACGUCUGGGACUUGCAGACUGGAUUAUCUCAGACCAGAAAACAGGGCUUUUUAUCUGGCUCUUUUCAAGCACAUGAUGUUCCUUGAGAAGAGAGGAUGCCCCCGGACAGCUUUGGAGUACUGCAAAUUGAUCCUGAGUUUGGACCCAGACUCUGACCCGCUGUGCAUGCUGCUGCUCAUUGAUUUCCUGAUGCUACGUUCCAGACAGUACGACUCUCUCCUUCAGCUUUAUGAGGACUGGGAGGAGCACAGAAAUCUGUCCCAGCUGCCAAACUUUGCAUUCUCCACCGCACUCUGCCAUUUCCAUCUCAGUCAGCAGGAAGAAAUCAAGCCUGAAGAAAGUGAUCAAGCAAAACACAAAGCUGACCAAAUGCUACAGGAUGCGCUCAUCAUGUUUCCUGCAGUCUUGAUGCCUUUACUGGAUCUAUGCACUGUGCAGCCAGAUGCCACCGUCACCUCACAUGCGUUCUUUGGUCCGAGCAGUCAGAUUGGACAGCUGCCAGCCUUGGCUGAACUGACUGCUCUGUACGUGGGGAGGAUGCACAGCCUUUGGAGGGAAGCAGCAGUUAUGCUUUGGUUGGAAGAGAGUGUGAGGGAGGUGCUGUGUCGAAUUGAUGCAAAUGACCCACUGGUGGAGGACUGCCAGAACAAGAGGAAGCAGAGAUACCAGAAUGCUCCACGGAACAUCCAUCGCCACGUUCUGCUGUCUGAGGUCAAAGAAGCUACCUCCAGUCUGCCUCUGGAGGUGACCACUCAGCCUGUGAUGGGAUUUGACCCUCUCCCACCAGUGGAUUCUGUGAUUUCAUACACCAGGCCAGUGAGGCAGCAUGUUGGAGCAUCCAAUGAGAGCACACUGUCGCUGUUUUUCCGUUCCUUGCUGCCAAACUUCAACCUUCAGGGUGGCCUAAGGCAGGAGGAGGGCGACAUGGAGGUGGCUCGAGCUGGACAGGAGCUUAACCAGGAGGUGAAUCGCCUCAUGGUGGCGAUGAGGGACAUGCUGGCAAACAUCAGGUUUCAAGAGCCGCCACGGGAGGACCACCCUUUUAGAGAUGAGGAAGAGUGGGAUUGAGUGGGACCUGUUUGAAACUUGGAAGCAUAGCUGAUCAACAUGUCUGUAACUAAAUUGCUGCCAAAUGGGUUCCUUUAAAAAGCGGUUCCUCUCAAUUUUUUGAGCUUGAACGUUAAUUAAAAGUUUAAUUAGCAUCAACCUCACCCUAUGUUUUGCUUUGAACAAUCUUUUUUCUAACCGUUUAUUCUAUUCUAUAAUGACUUAAUUCACAUUUUGCAUUGAAUCCAGUCAGAGAUGGAUGACAUUUCUUGACCUUCUUUCAAAAUUGUGGCGUAACUCUUCACUGAAGAUGUUAUCCUGAGUAUGAUUACGUACUUUGGGCUUGAUCCCCCCGUUCGCGUGUCAUUUUUACGCAUCGGGGCUUGUGCAAUUUUCAUCUACGCAUAUUCUCCUGUCCAGACUACUGACACACUCACCACCUAUAAACUGGAAAUUAUUGUGCAAACACCAAAGAGGUGUAACCUUUUGAGGUCUGAGGAUGGCCGUAAAUCAUGGAGCAUAGAGUUUUCCUGACAUUUGUGAUUUGUGUCAUUGAAAUACAUGAUAAUUUUUUUAGCACACUUUAAAUAUGAAAAUACCUUACGUAGCAGAUGUGCCGUCAGCCUGUGGGGACGUGUGCACUGCUCCGGCUAGCGAGCUAACACUGAAGGUGAGCUUUUGUUUUUAUGUAUGAAAUAAAUCCAAUAAAAAUAAUUUCAUCAGAAUACUGUUCUUAUAACUGAAUGUAUGUUUAGAGGUCCAUUGAUUAACAAUUGGAUAGCUCAGCAGAUGAGCUGAUUCACUUUAUGAUGUAGACAUUUUGACUACCGGCAUAGAA
Molecule: messenger RNA, 2947 nt
Organism: Phycodurus eques (leafy seadragon)
Lineage: Eukaryota; Metazoa; Chordata; Actinopteri; Syngnathiformes; Syngnathidae
Gene: tcf25
Product: transcription factor 25 (basic helix-loop-helix)
Exons: 18
Coding region: 118-2130 (670 amino acids)
Cellular component (GO): RQC complex
Molecular function (GO): protein binding
Source: RefSeq, a predicted model, not a curated record